AUGGCAGACCCAACAAGUUUCAUAGCAACAUGGUUCACACCUUCUUCCAUUUUCAUCUUUGUAAACCUCGUCAUAGGUACCAUAGCUCUCACUUCUCGUUUCAAUGCUCCACCCAAAAACCAAACCAACCAACAACAUCAACAACAACCUCAACCUCAACUUAACCGUUCACCUUCCCUUCUUCAACGUGUCAGGUCCUUCAAUCUCAGUUACUACACUAACAACCACCAUAACGAGUCAGAACCCGAGUCCGAGUCCACUCAGCCUCAACUCGUUCGACAGCCGUCUCUAUUACAGCGAGUCGUUUCCUUCCAUUUCAACAAACAUGAACCACAACACCCACAAACACAUUACACUCAACCCGAGUCAGACUCCGAGUCCACUCAGCCUCAACUCGUUCGAAAACCGUCUCUCUUACAGCGAGUCAUGUCCUUCAAAACGCAGCAAGUCCAACCCGAAUCCGAAAACCUAUCUCCGAACCAGAUUUGUGAUGAGGAUAAGAGUAAGGUGGAGAUGAAGAAAUCUGCGAGCAAGAAAGAGUGUUCAAUGACGUCUGAAUGGAAGGAAGAAGAUGAAGAAACGGUGGAGCGAAGGAUGCCAGCGACGGCGGCGGCAAGAAGUGAAUCGACGACGUCCAAAGAAGAUGAAGCGGUAGAUGCAAAAGCUGAUGAUUUUAUCAACAGGUUUAAGAAGCAGCUAAGGUUGCAGAGGCUUGAUUCAUUUAUCCGCUACAGAAACACCAUGUGA
This is a messenger RNA of Vicia faba (fava bean), 747 nucleotides long. The record is from the annotation of a GenBank genome assembly. Lineage: Eukaryota; Viridiplantae; Streptophyta; Magnoliopsida; Fabales; Fabaceae.